Molecule: messenger RNA, 731 nt
Organism: Guyanagaster necrorhizus
Lineage: Eukaryota; Fungi; Basidiomycota; Agaricomycetes; Agaricales; Physalacriaceae
Exons: 1
Coding region: 60-605 (181 amino acids)
Source: RefSeq, a predicted model, not a curated record
UCUUCCUUUCAAAGAAGCAACUUCUCUUCGUCGUACAGGCACGCCACCUUACAUGGCUCAUGAUCUUCUGGGUUCUGGGUCGGUCUGACGUUGGUCAUCUGUAUCGACAUGAUGUCGAAGCCUUCUACUGUGUUCUAUUGAUACUCUGCUGCCAUUACGAGAACUGUUCAAUCCGCAGAAGAAGUGUUCAUGAGGGAAUUGAAAUUGAAAAAGGAGAUGCCUUUUGCUACGUGGUUCAUCAUGGCGGUCACUUGCUGCGGCGGAAAAAGUUAGUUUCCUGGUUUGUGCCCAAGGCAAUCCCUACAUCGACAUCAUUUUCUGCUUUUCGUCCGUGGUUGGUUAACAACAUUCGCUACGCAUUUAAAGCAGGGUUACAUGCACGUAGCCUAGCCUAUCUGAGGCUCAAUUUCCCUCGAAGAAAACAAUUCCUCUCGAAUGCAUCCCACCAAAAGAGCGACAUCGCACAAACCGCUACAGUAACAUUAAAAGCCUGGAGCCCUUUGAUGACGAGACGCUUGGUGACUACAUUGUCUACUCGGACCUUCUGGCAUUUAUGUCAAGGGAUCGACAGUCAACCCCUAGUCAUCAAGAAAGUUGAAGUCUGAAGGGUCAAGCAAAAUCCUGUAGAAUAUUAAACACCCCCCGAAAUUUGUGUCUUCCCUAAUCUUCGUUGCACUUUAGUUUUGUUCUCCUAGAAUGCCACCGCAAGUGCUGAUUUGGUAGAAUAUCCA